AUGGAGUUCGAGAGGACACAUUACCCGGACGUUUUCGCGAGGGAGAGGCUGGCGUCCAAGAUCGGCUUACCAGAGGCUCGGAUCCAGGUGUGGUUUAGCAACCGAAGGGCAAAGUGGCGGCGAGAGGAAAAGCUGAGGAAGCAACAACAGCAGCAGCACCAACCAUCGGCAACAACAGCAACAGCAACCCAGCCCCCACCGCCGCCACAGCCUCAACCGCAACAGCAGGAGGGAGCGAGUCCAUCCCCGUCGGGUUCCCCUCGGCUGCUCAAUGGUUUCCACCCGGUCGCCUCUCAUCCUUCGCUCUAUCAGACGACGCUCCAUCACGACACACCAUACAGGUCAGAUGCUUUCAUUGUUCUUAAGUUACACAUGACGCCAUUUCGUCAUGCCUGGCUGGGGAAGACGCUCCGUCCUCCUGCACGAUCACGAGUGCCACCCUGUCACGAAAUGUCGGCCAUGCGCUUGCUGGAGGGGCUUAGCGGCUCCCUUCGCAGUGGGAUGAGCUGCAUGACAGGGACAGGAGUCGGAGGGAUGAGCGUCUCGGGCGGAUUCCCCGGCGGCGGGAAUCCCCUGGGGAAUCCCCUGGGGAAUCCGCCGGGAGUGAACGGCGUGAACGGGAGCUCGGGACCGCCGUACGAACACCUCGCUGCCUCCCUGCAUCACCACCAUCAUCCGUCGUUCCAUCAGGCUCCCGGUUAUCAUCCGCAUCAUCACCAUCCGGGAAGUCACAUGAACCAGUAUCCUGGGCCCGGGCAUCAUCAUCCUCAUCAUCAUAUGCAUACCGGCAUGCCUCCAUCUCACGGCCUGAUCUCGCCGGGCGUGAGCGUCCCGCUGGCAGUUCCCCCGUCCCAAUACGACAUGACCCCGCCCCAGUAUUGGCCGGCCCCGCCUCGGAUCCAAUGACGUCACACGGAUUCACUGACCUCUCCCGGCCCCUUCGGCGGAUUCAGUGACGUCAUACUCCACCUGCAGCGAUUCGAAUGACGCCGUGUGCCGCCCGGCGUCGUCCACCACCACGAUCAAUGUGAUAUCUUGACAUCAACUUCAUUCGCGAUUGUCGUCGUAAUUCAUCAAACGUCUACAGUAUCGUCAUGCCUUGAUGCCAUCCAUUCUAUCAGUCACCCCUG
This is a messenger RNA of Darwinula stevensoni, 1130 nucleotides long. Lineage: Eukaryota; Metazoa; Arthropoda; Ostracoda; Podocopida; Darwinulidae. The record is from the annotation of a GenBank genome assembly.